AUGCUGCCACCGGAAUUGAAGACGAUUUCUGGGAGCAUCAACGUGAGCUGUCACGAGGUCGAGUGUCGCUCCCGUCUGCGCCACUGCCCAGGCCUCUUGCGUUCACUCUUUCACAUCCUCCGAGUCUGUCUACUUUGUCCUUCUGGCUCAUCGCCUCAAUUGAAGACUGUUUCAUCCGAACUGGAAGACGCUCCUCAAGACAAUGUCGACAACGCCGAUUCAGCCUCAUUUCAGGCACCUCCUUCAGUAUUGCUGUCGACACAGUUAAUUGGCGCGUCGUCUGCUGUCGGCUCGACCAACAGUCAAUCGGAGCCUUUGGUGAAAAGGACGAGCAGAUCUCUGGCGGACUCUCAUGGCCUUGAACAUGUGCUCUGCACCCUUCGCAACCUGAGCUUUGCGUUGCAGGAGAUCUGUGAUCCCAUCUACCUUUCCCGUAGAGAACAACAGUUUCAGGCUGUCACAAUGUCUUCGAGAGCUGCUCGCCAAGCGUUGAGCCAUGACCGUCCACCCAACCACUCACAGGAUCCGGGUGCUAUCAACUGUGGUGAGACUUCUGAACUCCCGAUACAUUCUCACAUGUGA
Protopolystoma xenopodis is the source of this 582-nucleotide messenger RNA. NCBI's taxonomy places the organism in Eukaryota, Metazoa, Platyhelminthes, Monogenea, Polystomatidea, Polystomatidae. The record is from the annotation of a GenBank genome assembly.